AUGUCGAAACAGUUUCGGUACUCGUUCUCUCGUAUUUUUAAGACACAUUCAGUUGAUGAGUCUGCAAUUCAGUAUCGCGACCUACGUCUCAAAGCAUUAGAGGCAUCACCCGGAUCUUUCUCGUCUACAUUUGAAAUUGAGUCAAAGUUCACUCUCGAUACCUGGAAGGAUCGCAUUCUUCAAGAAGACAGAGAGAACUUUGUCUGUAUUGCGACGUCAACCGAUCUCAGCACAUCCGAGCGGGCAGAAUGGGUUGGGCAGGUCACAAUCCGAGGUCCAGCGAGCAAAAAGGACUUUGUCCUUCCCGAGGCCUCCGGUCAGCCCCCUGUUGGAGAAGACGAUGAAGAAGAAAAAUGGCAGCUGUUGAGCCUUUCCAUUCUCCCCGAGCACCAAGGUCAAGGCUUGGGACAGGGUCUUUGUAAAGAAGCCCUCAAGUAUCUUCACGGGAGACGACAGAAACCUCGCGUUCUUGUGAGAUUGAUGACCAAAGCCGACAACACCGCUACGAUCCGCCUUUACCGAAAGCUAGGAUUUGAUGUUGUUGGGGCUUGCACGCUGACUGAGGCAUUGGUCACCAAUGGGGAUGGCAACUUGCUUCCUGAGGAUAUUACCGAUCCCAAGUACACGACUCGAACUGGCGUGAUCAUGACUCAGCGGAUUUAA
This is a messenger RNA of Fusarium coffeatum, 663 nucleotides long. RefSeq lists its product as uncharacterized. The record is from RefSeq and is a predicted model, not a curated record. Gene Ontology annotation, molecular function: acyltransferase activity, transferring groups other than amino-acyl groups. NCBI's taxonomy places the organism in Eukaryota, Fungi, Ascomycota, Sordariomycetes, Hypocreales, Nectriaceae. The coding region runs from base 1 to 663 and encodes 220 amino acids. The transcript has a single exon.